Molecule: messenger RNA, 1640 nt
Organism: Halichondria panicea
Lineage: Eukaryota; Metazoa; Porifera; Demospongiae; Suberitida; Halichondriidae
Product: methionine aminopeptidase 2-like
Exons: 11
Coding region: 69-1586 (505 amino acids)
Biological process (GO): proteolysis
Cellular component (GO): cytoplasm
Molecular function (GO): metalloaminopeptidase activity
Source: RefSeq, a predicted model, not a curated record
AUCAAAAACUGCAAGCUCACUCUUCUUGGUCUUAUAAACAUUAUUGUAUACAUGUACAUCUACAUUCCAUGAUGGAGCCAUCACAAAUUGUCCAGGAGCCUCAGGCUGCAGCUACAGACACAGCCAAACCUGAGAUUGUUGUGCAGGAUAAUGAGGAGGAAAAUUCUACCUCAAUAACCACCCAAGCUCCCGAAGCGACUGCCACUAGUGAAGAGGCACCAAAGAAAAAGAAGAAAAAGAAAAAGAAAAAACCUGCUGCAGAACGGCCAGAAGAAGAGACCACAACUGGAGGUGUAGCUGAUUGCAAGACUACUGAUGAACCAGUGGAAGGAGCAGAAGCUAGUGAAGCCACAAAGAAAAAGAAAAAGAAGAAAAAGAAAACUGGAGGAAGUGAAGAAGACUAUCUACACCCUCUCACUAACCCAACAGACAUUCGACUGUUGUUUUCGGACAGUUACCGUGAGCCCACUGAGCCCAGAGCAACUGUGAGACAGACUAAUCCGCCCACCGUACCCAUCACAACUCAAUACCCUGGGGGAGAGUAUCCCCAGGGUAUGCACAUGCCAUACACUGACGACCAGGUGGCGUCCCAGCGGUUCACUAGUGAAGAGAAGAGAGCACUGGAGAGGACACAGCUGGACAUCUACUCGGACUUUAGGAGGGCAGCCGAAGCACACAGACAGACUCGCAAGUUUAUGCAGCGCUGGAUCAAGCCUGGGGUGAAGCUGAUAGACAUGUGUGAGCUGCUAGAAGACACUGCCAGGAACAUGGUGGAGGCCAAUGGUCUCAAGUCAGGUCUUGCAUUCCCUACUGGGUGCUCGAUCAACCACUGUGCUGCCCACUACACACCAAAUGCUGGGGACAACACUGUACUGCAGUACGAUGACAUCAUGAAGGUCGACUUUGGCACACAAGUGAAUGGGUACAUCAUUGACUGUGCCUUCACGGUGGCCUUCAACCCAAAGUUUGACCCCCUAAUGACUGCAGUCAAGGAGGCUACAAAUACCGGCAUCAAAGCAGCUGGCAUUGAUGUGCGUCUGUGUGAUGUGGGGGAGCAGAUCCAGGAGGUGAUGGAGUCAUAUGAGGUAGAGCUAGAUGGGAAGACACAUCAGGUCAAGCCCAUCCGUAACCUCAACGGUCAUUCGGUGGGGCAGUACAAUAUACAUGCCGGGAAGACUGUCCCCAUUGUGAAGGGUGGUGAUGCCACUCGUAUGGAAGAGGGGGAGUUCUAUGCAAUCGAGACGUUUGGCUCGACUGGUAAAGGAUUGGUUCACGAUGACAUGGAAUGCUCUCACUAUAUGAAGAACUACGAGGUCGGCCAUGUUCCACUGAGACUUCAGCGAGCAAAGUCGCUGCUCAACGUCAUUAAUCAAAACUUUGGCACUCUCGCAUUUUGUCGGAGGUGGCUCGACAGAUUGGGUCAGACCAAAUAUCUGAUGGCCCUGAAGAACCUUGGUGACUCUGGUAUAGUAGAUGCCUACCCUCCGCUGUGUGACAUCAAGGGCAGCUAUACAGCGCAGUACGAACACACCAUACUGUUGAAGCCAACUAGCAAAGAAAUUGUUAGUAAAGGAGAAGACUAUUAACUUUGUAAUUUAUGAAUUGUUCCAUGUGUUUCUUUAAUAAUUACCUCUAUUUAA